Molecule: messenger RNA, 849 nt
Organism: Aspergillus nomiae NRRL 13137
Lineage: Eukaryota; Fungi; Ascomycota; Eurotiomycetes; Eurotiales; Aspergillaceae
Product: S1/P1 nuclease
Exons: 3
Coding region: 1-849 (282 amino acids)
Biological process (GO): DNA catabolic process
Molecular function (GO): endonuclease activity; nucleic acid binding
Source: RefSeq, a predicted model, not a curated record
AUGAACCUUUUACUUCCAUUCCUAAUCUUUAUUUACUCUCUCCAGCCAGCUGCUUGCUGGGGAGAUCUCGGUCACCGUACUGUUGCAUAUCUUGCCCAGAAAUACUUUAGCAAUGAGGCGAAGCAGCUCGUAGACGAUCUCCUGCCCGGCAAUAAUGGGCAGGAUAUCUCAGAUGCAGCAGUUUGGGCUGACAAAAUGCUGAGGACAAUCCACCCGGAAGCUGUCGGGUUUCUUUCACGUCAGAUUGUGGUCGCAGAGGAUACAAAUCAGCUUAGCGAUCAAAACCUAGCCAAGGAUGAUCAAGCUGAUGCCCUCAAGUUUCUCAUUCAUUUUCUGGGUGACAUACAUCAGCCAUUGCAUGUGGAAGCUCUGGAGCAAGGCGGAAAUAAGAUCCAUGUAUGCUUUGACCAUUAUUGUUCUAAAGAGAACCUCCACGCCAUCUGGGACACAGACAUUCCUCAUAAAAUGAACGGCAUCAAACAUAACCGAAAACAUAAUGAGGAAAAAGAGCCGGCUGAACGGUGGGCAGCAAGUCUCUUUCAGGCAAAUAGGUUCAGGCCUUAUUAUGCGGAGUGUUCAGACAUUCAGAACCCUUUGGAAUGUGCUAUGCUGUGGGCAAAGGAGACAAACAGACUAAACUGUGAUUAUGUCUUGAAAAAUGGCAUCGACUGGGUUGAAGAAAAUGACCUUGGUGGCGAAUAUUACGAUGGUGCUGCCCCUAUUGUGAAUGAACAGAUCUAUAAGGCAGGGGUCCGCUUGGCUACAUGGAUAAACACUUUGGCAGCUCAGAGGACAUCUUCAAUGGGCUACCUUGCUGCACAGGGUGGGAGGCUAGGAAGAUACUUCUAG